Pocillopora verrucosa is the source of this 2840-nucleotide messenger RNA. Its product is annotated as ADP-ribosylation factor 6. Gene Ontology annotation, molecular function: GTPase activity; GTP binding. NCBI's taxonomy places the organism in Eukaryota, Metazoa, Cnidaria, Anthozoa, Scleractinia, Pocilloporidae. Gene Ontology annotation, biological process: intracellular protein transport; vesicle-mediated transport. The record is from RefSeq and is a predicted model, not a curated record. Gene Ontology annotation, cellular component: cytoplasm.
GGAUGCUAUCAGCCAAGGUGUGUUUCUUAUUCUGAAAAUGGCGGAGCAUCUAACAAUGCAAUAACGAUAUUUUGAAAGCCACAAAGCCAUAGUUUCGCCGAGUUCUAACCCUUAUUUGCCAAUUGAGCCUCCAGGCUUUGCCUAAGUGUCAACAUGGGGAAGCUAUUAUCAAAAAUAUUUGGUAACAAGGAGAUGAGAAUUUUGAUGUUAGGUCUUGAUGCUGCCGGAAAAACCACAAUUUUAUACAAACUUAAGCUUGGGCAGUCAGUAACAACUAUACCAACAGUAGGUUUUAAUGUGGAAACUGUUUCGUACAAGAAUGUCAAAUUCAAUGUGUGGGAUGUUGGUGGACAAGACAAGAUCCGGCCCCUAUGGCGCCACUAUUAUAAUGGUACCCAGGGCUUGAUAUUUGUAGUGGAUUGUGCAGACUUAGACCGCAUUGAUGAGGCAAGAACAGAACUUCACCGGAUAGUCAAUGACAGGGAGAUGAAGGAUGCCCUAAUUUUAAUAUUUGCAAACAAACAAGACUUGCCAGAUGCUAUCAAACCUCAUGAAGUUCAAGAAAGAUUACACCUAACCAAGCUAAGAGACAGAAAUUGGUAUGUCCAGCCGUCAUGUGCUACAUCUGGUGAUGGCUUAUAUGAUGGAUUGACCUGGCUUUGUUCCAAUCAUAAACAUUAAUUAUUGAAGAGAGCAGCUUUGGUGUGUGUAUACACUCUAGCUACAUGUACUAUAAUUGUUGCCUUAUAAUUUUUUUAUACCCACCUUAAGAUAGAUCUUGAGGGUAGAUUAUUGCAUGAGUAUCUACGGAGUAGUUUAAUGUUUGAUUCAUGCAUCUCUACAUUUAGUGGAUGAAAGUGUAACUUCUUGCUUGAUAAGCAGAAGAAGAGUCUGUUACUAAUAACAAAACAUUGUAGGUUAUUUAUAUAGCACCUGUUCUUUUAAUGUCACUCAGUAGUUAAAAAUUGAAGCUAUUAAUUUAGAGUAUAUUGUACAUUUAGGGCAUAACCCUCAUAUAGAGUUUUAGUGUCUUGAAAAUACUUAACUUAACCCAACCAAGCAAUAGCUGUUUCAUUGUCUUUUCACUGAGCAUUGCUUUUAAACAAGCAUUGCUUUUAGAGAAGGCAACUUGAUUUUAUGCAUUCGGAUUUGGUUUUAGACCUCCUAAAGAAUGAAAAAUCAAACUUUGUUGAUCGCAAAUAAACUUACCGACUGCAAAUAUGACCUUAAACUGUACAGAUACUCAGUGGAUCAAAAGGACAUUGCUAAAAAUGGACAGAUUGCAAAUGGAGUUUCACUAUAGCAAGUACAAAACUGUCUGCAGUGCAGUUCAAGUCUGCAGAUUUUGUGGGAGUGGCAAUGACUUAAACACAACUCUGGGCUUAAGUUAAAGAUUUGAGUAAGAGGAUUUGGGUUUUUACACACUCAUUGUAGACCAGCAGCUUUUAGUGUUCAAAUGGUUUUAAUCAUUUAGCUAGUAUUUAGGAGUGAAAUUUCACUUCCAGACCUGAUAUGGUUGAGUUAUUAGAACCACACACAAAGGUUAUCCAGUUUUAAUGCUUAUCAGUUUGUCCUCAACAAUCCUGCCUUGUAUGUUAAUCCUGAAUUUAUUAUGAAUUGAUUUAAAACUGUCUGCACUGCUGUUGUUCACCACCAUUCUCUAUGUCAUUGUGAGGACAUUUUAACAAGAGCACAUUUAAAAAUGGUUUCAAAAACCUUUGUGACAUGAUAGUGGUAGCAAUCAAAUGUUUUUUAUUUUCUAUUGCAAUAUUUGUUGUUUGAUUUUGUUAGUCAUGUUACCCCAGAACAUGAGAUCUACAUGAGCAAAAGAAAUGAAAGAAUUAAUAAUCUGUAACUAUUUACUGCCUUUUCCUUGUUGUUGAAGGUUAAUCUGAAAAUUGGGAUGUUUUGUGAAAUAGACUGUUGGCCAGUUGGUGAUGUUAUAGUCAUUUGCAAUGCAAUGUUCUGCAGCAAACAGCACUAAUAGCUGUGGCUGUUGCCAACUUUUUAUGGCGAACACCACUUGCCAACUCAUGGGAAACUUCCUUCAACUCAGUAUUUUGUCACUUAACCUUUCUUAUAACUCAAGAUAACAGGCAUAAAAUACAUUUAUUGAAGUUAAAAUUUGCUGUUUGUUCUAAGAAGUCAUUGAUUUUAUUCUGACUGAUUAUCAAUUCUGGAUUGAACGAUUGAGGUUUAGGCUUUACUUGGUAUGUCAGCAGUUUGACCUGUAUGUUGGCAAGUUGACUAAUGGUGUUGGCAAGUUGGUUGUGGAUGAGUUGACAUGCUGGCAAAGUGACCAGAAAACCUCUGCAUGGCAUUAUCCACCCCUUUGAAAGAAGAGGCUCACCUUGGAGUCUUUCAGGUCUCUAAAUUAACUCUUUACACCCUAACAUCAGUAUGCAUUUUCUCCAUAAUUUUCUACACAUUCUCUAAGGUUUUGAAAAGGAGAAUUUCUUUAACAAUCAAGAACUUGUUUAGUUUUUGAUCAUUUCCCUUAUUCUCACGACUAUGAUGUCUUAUUCAGGGGUGAUCUGGUGUGGAGAAGUUAGAUGCCAGUCUCUCUUAAGGGUUAAAGGGUUAAUGGUUGUGCAUAGUGAGUUGUUGGGUUAUAAUCACUUUGGUUUGUAAUUUUGAAUUACAGAUGAAACAACAACUAAAGAAGUAAAAGUUAUCAAUAAUAAUUCUUAUAAAUAGUCACUUGCUUCUGUUGGUUCACACAUGAUUUGAGACAGACAAGUAGAGUAUUUGACCAUGCUUUUGCACCCAAAAUUGAAUAACCGUGUUGUUAAAGUGUGUCUAGCACUAAAGUUCAGUUAAUAUAGAUUACUUAGUAAAAA